Molecule: messenger RNA, 3344 nt
Organism: Cavia porcellus (domestic guinea pig)
Lineage: Eukaryota; Metazoa; Chordata; Mammalia; Rodentia; Caviidae
Gene: Znf341
Product: zinc finger protein 341
Exons: 15
Coding region: 124-2691 (855 amino acids)
Biological process (GO): regulation of transcription by RNA polymerase II
Cellular component (GO): nucleus
Molecular function (GO): DNA-binding transcription factor activity; RNA polymerase II cis-regulatory region sequence-specific DNA binding
Source: RefSeq, a predicted model, not a curated record
GCCCCCUAGCGGCCUCGAUUCCUCCGCUGCCGCCGCCGCCGCCGCCGCCGCCGCCGCGGAUCCCACAAUGCUCGCGUAGCCCGGCUGGGCUCCCGAGGCGGCGGCGGCGGCGGCGGUUCCAAGAUGGCGCAGGCGAUCUUCGAGGCCCUGGAGGGAAUGGACAACCAGACAGUUCUGGCGGUUCAGUCACUGUUGGAUGGCCAAGGAGCAGUCCCUGAUCCAACAGGCCAGGGUGUCAGUGCACCCCCUGCCAUCCAGCCACUGGACGACGAGGAUGUCUUCCUCUGUGGGAAGUGUAAGAAGCAGUUCAACUCGCUGUCCGCUUUCAUGACUCACAAGCGGGAACAGUGCCAGGGCAAUGCUUCCGCCCUGGCCACGGUCUCCCUGGCCCCCAGCAGCAUCUACGCACCUUCAGCAGCACCUGCUGCAGUCCAGCCGGCCCCACCUCCUGCCAACCGCCAGAUCUCCACAUAUAUUACAGUACCCCCCUCCCCACUGAUCCAGACCCUGGUGCAGGGGAACAUCCUGGUGAGUGAUGACGUGCUCAUGUCUGCCAUGUCGGCCUUCACGUCCCUGGACCAGCCCAUGCCCCAGGGGCCCCCGCCUGUGCAGAGCAGUCUGAACAUGCAUUCGGUACCCAGCUACCUCACCCAGCCUCCACCGCCUCCUCCACCCCCACCUCCCCUUCCUCCACCCCCACCUUCACAACCUCCUCCCCCGCCCCCUCAGAGCCUGGGCCCCACUGGGCGCCCCAACCCUGGUGGGAAUGGUGUGGUGGAGGUGUACAGUGCCAACGUGCCACUGCCUGGGAGUGGAACAGUGGAGAUCCAGGCACUAGGGAUGCAGUCCUACCAGCCCCUGGAGAUGCCCAGCCAGUGCGUGGACGCUCCAGUGUACCCCACACCACCCGUGUACAGCCCUGGCAAGCAGGGAUUCAAACCAAAAGGACCAAACCCUGCUUCCCCCCUCACUAGUGCCACUGCGGGCACAGUGGCCACUUUUGAGCCCCCGCCGACACUGAAGACCCGACGGGCAAAAGGUGCCGGUGGACUCCCAGAAGCUGCAGGGAAGCCAAAGGCUCAGAAGCUGAAGUGCUCCUACUGUGACAAGACCUUCACGAAGAACUUUGACCUGCAGCAGCACAUCCGGAGCCACACUGGUGAGAAGCCUUUCCAGUGCAUCGCAUGUGGCCGCGCCUUUGCGCAGAAGUCCAACGUCAAGAAGCACAUGCAGACCCACAAGGUGUGGCCUCCGGGGCGCAGCGGUAGUACUGUUUCUCGCAACUCUGUGACCGUCCAAGUGAUGGCCUUGAACCCCAGCAGGCAAGAGGAUGAGGAAAACACAGGGCUGGGCCAGACCCUGGCAGGCGCACCACAACCCCAGACUUUGCCCACAGCGGGUGAGGACGAGGGGGACAAGAUGGAGGCCAAGCAGGUGGUGCUCAUCGAUAGCUCCUACCUAUGCCAAUUCUGCCCCAGCAAGUUCAGCACCUACUUACAGCUCAAGUCCCAUAUGACCCAGCACAAGAAUGAGCAGGUGUACAAGUGCGUGGUCAAGAGCUGUGCACAGACCUUCCCCAAGCUUGACACGUUUCUGGAGCACAUCAAGAGCCACCAGGAGGAGCUGAGCUACCGCUGUCACCUCUGCGGCAAGGACUUCCCCUCGCUGUAUGACCUGGGCGUGCACCAGUACUCCCACAGCCUGCUGCCCCAGCACAGCCCCAAGAAGGACAGUGCUGUCUACAAGUGUGUCAAAUGUGUCAACAAAUAUUCUACGCAAGAGGCCCUGGAGCACCACCUGCAGACAGCCACUCACAACUUCCCCUGCCCGCACUGCCAGAAGGUGUUUCCUUGUGAACGUUACCUGCGGCGUCACCUGCCUACCCAUGGCAGCGGGAGCAGGUUCAAGUGCCAGGUGUGCAAGAAGUUCUUCCGGCGCGAGUACUACCUCAAACUGCACGCCCAUAUCCACUCAGGUGAGAAGCCCUACAAAUGCUCAGUGUGUGAGUCUGCAUUCAACCGCAAGGACAAACUGAAGAGACACAUGCUGAUCCAUGAGCCCUUCAAGAAGUACAAAUGCCCCUUUUCGACACACACAGGCUGCAGUAAGGAGUUUAACCGGCCAGACAAGCUGAAGGCUCACAUCCUGUCCCACUCUGGCAUGAAGCUCCACAAGUGUGCACUGUGCAGCAAGUCCUUCAGCCGCCGCGCCCACCUGGCUGAGCACCAGCGUGCCCACACGGGCAACUACAAGUUCCGCUGCGCAGGCUGUGCCAAGGGCUUUUCCCGCCACAAAUACCUCAAGGAUCACCGCUGCCGCCUUGGCCCCCAGAAGGACAAAGACCUGCAGACCCGGCGGCCCCCCCGGAGGCGGGCAGCUCCCCGCAAUGGUGGCAGCAGUGGUGGGCACAAGGCCGUGACCUCCUUGCCCGACCAACUAGGGCUGGAGGAGUUGAAGGAUGCAGGGGCUGGGCCCGUGCCGGAGGUCACCUCAGGCAAGCCACCCUUCUCGGAGCCCGAUGCUGUGCUGUCCAUUGUUGUAGGUGGCACAGUGAGUGGUGACCCCGAGCUGGUGAUGCCUGGGCAUGCUGAGGCCCUGGGCUCCAAUCUGGCACUGGCUGAGCUGCAGGCUGGGGCCGAGGGCCCAUGUGCCAUGCUUGCAGUGCCAGUUUACAUCCAGGCCUCUGAGUGAGGCAGACUCGGCUUAUAGAGUUUGCUUCCCGAGCACCCGAUGCUCAUGCUUGGAUCUGGCUCCUAGGGCCAGCCAGGAGUCCUGACCAAUGGCAGAAUUUUUCUGGAAUACUAUUCCUAAGCCCUGAACCAUGGCCGCCCUUCUGUGUCCCUGUUCUGCUGGGAGAUUCCACAGCAUCCUGGGAUUGGGACAGGGCCGCUGGCAGCCCCUGGACAGCAACGGCAAGAGAGAUGGCUGGAGCCUGAAUAGCCCAAGAGAGAAGACAGGAUGGUCUCAGCCACCUUUCCUCCAGGCAGCCCAGAUGGCCUCCAGGCAAGCUGCUCUUCAGGAGGCUGGAUGUGUUCGGAGUCCUCAUCUGUUUGGGUCCCCCACAGCCUCCACAGACAACUCUUCAAGGUUGGCAUUUAGGAGGCACUCAAGAGACGUGGUUAGAGCACAUCUAGGAGCCAGAUCUGGUUCAAAUCUGAGUUACCAUGCACUUGCUGUAUCACCCUGGGCAAAUCACACCUCUCUGAGCCCUGUGUUCCUCUCGUCUGUACAGUGGGGCUUACAGCUGCACUAUUUCCAAGGUUUGUCUUGGGGAUGUAGUAUGAUGAAAUGUGCAAAGGACUUGGCAAGUGUUCAAUAAAUGUUUUUAUCACUGUGUGUCCCAA